CAAAGAAAUAAAGUUUUAAAACAAUUAAAUAUGGGCCAGAAAAGAUAUUUAGUAAGCUAGUAAUUUAAUAAAUUUCUUGUUUAUAACAAAUUUAUACACACCGUCAAUGGCAUUGUUUAAAAUGAUGUCAGAUAUUCAAAUGUAAGUAAAUCAAAAACUGUGUUAAAUUUUAUUUUCUUUGCUAAACAGUACCAUUAUUGUGUGGUAAUGAAUUAGAAUAUAUACAAUUAAAUUAUAGUACUAUCCAUGUAAGUGCUCGCUCUUAUAAAUUGAUACUACGGUUUAUUAUCUUACUAAUAAAAUAAAAAAUUUGACUCCCACUUAUCAACAAAAUUGCGGCAGUACUUGCAGCACCGCGGAACGACGUAACGUUGUAUAUCAACACAACGUUAUUCAGUCAGUCUCAAUCAGGCAAAAGUAAAAGUGACCGCGCGGCAGGUUUUGUUUUUGUAGAAGUUUUGGAUGGUACCAGCAGCACUGGAGUGUCUUUGGUUGAGAAGAAAUAACACAACAUUUUCAAAUUAAAAUGGCUUGUGAUAAAGGCUUCAUCAAUGUCCUUAUGUUGGGGUUGGCGUUUAUGCUGGUUUUCACUGCUUUUCAGACAUGGGGUAAUAUUCAGAAAGCGAUGAUUGACAGUAUCAAAAGCGACGACCCAAACUUUAAUGGAAAUGCGUACAUCAGUUUGGCCAUAGUCUACGUUUUCUUCGCUUUAUUCAAUUGGACAGCACCAUCAGUUAUCAGUUUAAUUGGACCAAAAUUUGCGAUGCUUAUUGGUGGAAUUACAUAUUUGCUAUUUAUUGCAUCAUUUUCUAUACCACGAACGUGGCUACUGUAUCUGGUAAGUUGCAUUAUUGGAAUUGGUGCAGCAUUAAUCUGGACGGGCCAAGGAAAUUAUCUUGCUCUAAAUUCCAGACCAGCGACAAUAUCAAAAAAUUCUGGAAUAUUUUGGGCACUGCUGCAGCUAAGUAUGUUUAUAGGAAACACGUUUGUGUAUUUCGCCUUCAGAGAUAAAGACACAAUUGAUGCUGGCACACGUCAAAUUGUAGUGUGGACGUUAGCUGCCAUUGCCCUGGGCGGGCUUGCAGUUAUAAUAUUCUUCCCCAAACCGCCCGAAAAGGACGCCUCUGACAAUAACCCUGCUGAAGAGGUUAAGGAGCCAUCCGGUCCGAUUGAAGCAUUAAAAGGCGCAGUGCGAUUAUCCAUGACGAAAAAUAUGCUUCUGUUAUGCGUAACAUUUCUCUAUACAGGUUUGGAAUUAGGAUUUUGGAGCGGUGUAUACAGUUCAGCUAUAGGAUCAACUACAAAUAUGCCUCGUAGCAAGGAACUUAUUGGAGUCUCGGGGAUUUUUAUAGGUCUUGGCGAAGUAUUAGGUGGUGCCGCUUUCGGUAUUUUGGGUAACAGGACGAUCAGAUGGGGACGGGACCCGAUCGUCAUAGCGGGAUUCGUCAUCCACGUUGCCAGUUUCUUCAUCAUCUUUUUGAACUUGCCGAUAGAUGCCCCUUUCGGAGCUACAACCACGUCGGCAUUUAUCACCAGUAAUGCCUAUCUGGCCAUUUUAUGUUCGUUCCUGUUAGGCUUGGGCGACGCUUGCUACAACACCCAAAUUUAUUCGGUGUUGGGUGGUGUGUACGCCAGCGACAGUGCGGCAGCGUUUGCCAUUUUCAAAUUCACUCAGUCAGUAGCAGCAGCUAUUAGUUUCGCCUACGCAUCGUAUCUGAAUUUAUACGGUCAGUUAGGCAUUCUUUUAGUAUCCUCCAUUUUGGGUACCAUAACGUUUGUAUGGGUGGAAUGGAGGGGAAGACGUGCUGCUGUGGAUUCUGCCAGCACUUCGUAAUCAAUCUAGUCAGCCUCCUGAUGGCGGGCGCUAAAACUAACCGAAACUAUGGGUGUUCAUUUUAUAUUUCGUAGCCAAGCUAAAUUAUUUUUUCUGGACAACCAAUAAAUUUCAAUUUAAUUUUACUUAAUCUGAAGUCACUGUAGGCAAUUUUUAUACAGGGUGGUCCGAACUGUAUAUAAAAAUAAGUAAAACUUCAUAAGUUCUUUAAAAUGUAUGUUCUAAAAUGCUUAGUUUCGGAGAUACAGAGUGUAGAAGUUUCAUAU
Molecule: messenger RNA, 2100 nt
Organism: Sitophilus oryzae (rice weevil)
Lineage: Eukaryota; Metazoa; Arthropoda; Insecta; Coleoptera; Curculionidae
Product: UNC93-like protein MFSD11
Exons: 7
Coding region: 527-1834 (435 amino acids)
Source: RefSeq, a predicted model, not a curated record